AUGGCAGCUGUAAGUAAUGGCUACAAUUCUUGGAGAAGAAAAUCCCACAGAAGGUCAGAAAAUCGAGCUCCCAGUGUGCCAAACUGGGAGAAAAAAUUCUGCUGGGAAGUAGGUUCUGUCCCAUGGAAGAAGAUUGUGGAAUCAAAGAAACAUAUUAAUAUUUUCGAUCGUGUUAUCAACUGGAAUGAUUCAGCCUGUGAAGACGCUUUCGAGAAGGCGAAGCUUCGAUAUUGGCUCAAGAUCACUGGCCAGCCGCAGACAAUAUGUCUUCCAAAUCCGGAUAUGUUUAUUGAUAAAAACAUCGAUUGGAAUGCUAAAAGUGAUCCUGAAAUUUUGCGGGGCUUGGAAGAAGACGAUGAAGAGGAGGAAGAGAAAGAGAAGGAGAAUGUGAACGUAGUGAAUAGCUUUGAUGUUCCAUUGCAUCUGAUCAAGCCUACAGGCUGGGAUUUGUAUGAACCCAAGUGUCAUUUAUUGACGGGAAUGCUGGUGGGAGAGUGA
Messenger RNA from Mangifera indica (mango), 498 nucleotides. RefSeq lists its product as uncharacterized. The coding region runs from base 1 to 498 and encodes 165 amino acids. The record is from RefSeq and is a predicted model, not a curated record. The transcript has a single exon. Lineage: Eukaryota; Viridiplantae; Streptophyta; Magnoliopsida; Sapindales; Anacardiaceae.